CUCAGUUGGAGUUGCAGACUGUAACCGUAGAUUUAGGAUGCAGAAGUAGUGAACUAAAGAGUUGAAUGAUUGAGUGCAAAAGAAGCUUAAUUUGAAUGGAAUUUAGGAUUGGUGGUUCACCAUCUUCAACCUUUUGCCUGCAAAGUUCGCUUCUUCCUCCAUUAAAAACCGUAACCACUUUCACACGUGACUGGGGGAGAAGGAGAAGUACUUGCAUACAAAGUUUUUCGGUAUCUUAUCACAAGUUUGUUGAGUUUGCUUUGGAUGAAACCAGACGCCACAUUCACUUGAACCCUUCACCUUUGCAGGAAAAGUUCAGUUCCAUGAAUUCUAAGGAUGGUAAAGGAAUGCUUAGUAUGCUAUCAUUUGAAGCUACCAAAAUUAGGCUUUUACGAAGUUUGAUCAUUGAGACAGAAACAAUGCAGGUUUUUGAUUUUACUGUCUUUCCUGAAGCAGAAUAUGAUGUCCCCAUAUUUUGUGCCAACUUUUUCACCUCUGCUAAAACAAACAUUGUCGUAUUGGACCUUAACCCCUUGCAUGAUAUCAUCAAUCAGCAUGAGUACAAGGAUAAGUACUUUAAAAGCUUAAUUCCUCUUGGCCUUAAAUAUACACAGCUUUUUCCAUGGGGAGGGAAGCUCACAAGUGAGUCUAUAAAAUUUUUUUCACCAAUUGUCAUCUGGACAAAGUUUACCUCAAACCCGCAAAAAUACGAUAUUCUGUAUGCUGCAUUUAGGGAUUAUUACAAGGUAUGGUUGGAACUGAUAUGCAAAUCAGUUAAAGAGACAGAUGAAUCUCAGGUUGUGCUCAAUCUUGAAGCACAACAUAGAUAUUUGACAUGGAGAGUUGAAAAGGAUCCCGGACAAGGUGUGUUGAAGAAGUUGAUUGGGGAUACACUUGCCAAGGAUUUGUUGAGAAACUUUCUCUUUAAUGGAGUUGAAGAACUAGGAAGCAAAACAUUCUAUGAUUAUUUUCCACACUAUUGCACUCAAGAAGGAAUGUUAAAUAAAAAAGGCAAUAUUGUUGGGAAGUCCUUUGAAAAUCGCCCAUGGGAUGCUAGAGGAGAAUUUAUUGGUGAAUGAUUGUCCGCAUGUAAGAGGCAAAACUAUUCAGACAUUACUUUAAAAUUUGAAUCGGUCAGCAAACAUUGAAGAGACUGCAAUUGUUGUAGAGAAUUAUGCUAUUAGAUGUUUGUAAUAUAAGUGCUACUGUACUGUGUCAUGUCUACACAAAUUUUUGUAUGGCAAAAAAAUUCUUUAACAAAUCUCAGGCUCCUAUGGUUGUACUUGUGUUAUUUUAACAUUUAUAUUGUAAGAUUACAAUCAGCUGUGUACAAUUAGCUUUAGAUCAA
Molecule: messenger RNA, 1348 nt
Organism: Vigna radiata var. radiata (mung bean)
Lineage: Eukaryota; Viridiplantae; Streptophyta; Magnoliopsida; Fabales; Fabaceae
Product: phytochromobilin:ferredoxin oxidoreductase, chloroplastic
Exons: 9
Coding region: 96-1079 (327 amino acids)
Biological process (GO): phytochromobilin biosynthetic process
Molecular function (GO): cobalt ion binding; phytochromobilin:ferredoxin oxidoreductase activity
Source: RefSeq, a predicted model, not a curated record